Molecule: messenger RNA, 558 nt
Organism: Drosophila kikkawai
Lineage: Eukaryota; Metazoa; Arthropoda; Insecta; Diptera; Drosophilidae
Gene: Dsk
Product: Drosulfakinin
Source: RefSeq, a predicted model, not a curated record
GAAAAGCCCAGAAUGGGACUCAGGAGCUGUUCGCACUUCGCCUCGCUGGUGAUUCCACUCUGGGUGUUGGCUCUGUACUUCUUGUUCGUAGUGCCGGAAGCAGCACAAGCAACCAGUCUUGAUAUCGGAAAGGAAGAAAGGCGGGUGCAAGACCUGGAGUCAAAAAUAGGGGCUGAAGCGGGACAGUCCGGCGGUAACAUUGUGGGACUUUCGCUUUCCGGGCUCGGUAACUCACACAACAGAGUGGGCUUUGGAAACAGAGUGCCACUGUUUUCCCGUCCUCUGAUACCUAUCGAACUGGACCUGCUGCUGGACAAUGAUGACGAUCGGACGAAAGCGAAGCGCUUCGAUGACUACGGCCAUAUGAGGUUCGGCAAGCGCGGAGGUGACGACCAGUUUGAUGACUACGGUCACAUGCGAUUCGGUCGGUAAUUCAAUUUAAACGAUUUGGUGACGAGCGGCCAACCUGAGUGAUGUGCUUUUGUAAAUAGCUUUUAUGCGAAUAUACCAUAAUUUAAUGCUACAACCAUAGAACAUAAUAAACUAGCGCAUUUCAAA